Molecule: messenger RNA, 5588 nt
Organism: Amphiprion ocellaris (clown anemonefish)
Lineage: Eukaryota; Metazoa; Chordata; Actinopteri; Pomacentridae
Gene: pign
Product: phosphatidylinositol glycan anchor biosynthesis, class N
Exons: 29
Coding region: 1123-3924 (933 amino acids)
Biological process (GO): GPI anchor biosynthetic process
Cellular component (GO): endoplasmic reticulum membrane
Molecular function (GO): mannose-ethanolamine phosphotransferase activity
Source: RefSeq, a predicted model, not a curated record
UGAGAAUAUAUUGGUCCCGCAAUAGCUGAGCAGCAAUGACAUCCACAGACACCCGCGCCUCGGUGCUGCCUGCCAUAGCGGAGGUGGCCGCGGCCGACACCGAGAUGCCCUCACCGCUGGGGCUCGUCCGGUUGCUAGACAGCAGCAGCGUCGGAGGCUCGGCGUCCGCAGGCGGAGAGAAAGGAUUGCCUGGCGGUGGCCCUGGCGCCCCGUCACUCGGGCUCCUCUCUGUGUCAACUGUUUCAUUGGGGCGCCGCUCAGCCUCUUCCUCAGAAUCACUGAGAUUAAAUGGGUUGACCGACGCCAUUUUUGCACUAUAAAGAUUUUUAGCAAUCUAAGCUAGCUAAGCUAAUCAGACCCGCUUCUUCCUGAAUGGAUAUUAAGCUAGCCAAGGUUUGGUAGGUGGCUUUGACAAGGGGAAGGAAUGCGACGCACUGAUUGGUCGAAGUUGAAGGACGUUACACUAAGAGCCCGCCUCUUCCAUUGGAUACUAUAAAAUCAUUGGAUACUUCUGAAGUGGAAAGAAGGUCUGGGCAGGGCACAUUUGACAGCCUGUGUUAGCUGAUGUGUUAAAAAUAACGAAUAAAUAAAUGAAAAUAAUAAUUUUAAAAACGCUUUACAAUGAAACUGCACUGUAAUGCAAACAGUUUAACCAAGCUGAAUGCUACUUAUUUUUAGUUCGUUUUGAGCUAGUGAUAUCGCUCGCUGGAAAAUAUGGUGUAUUUCAACUACACUACCCACAAUGCAGUUGGACAGCAAAACGUCAGCAGUCAAGUCACAACAAGGAAGUGCAGAAUUUCUUUUAGUAAUCUUCUUAGAAAGCCGGUCAGUUGGUUUUGUAAAAGUACGCACUUAAAGAUUACGUUGAUCUUGUUUCGGGCAACAGAGUCUUUAUCUGUUUAGUUCUCCGGAUAUAUAACAGGUCAUCUACGGAGGUGAAAUGGAAUCUAAAUCAUUGUGUCUAACAGGUGAAUGGGUGUGAUUGCAGAUAGUAAGUUGUCCCGCGCUACCAUACAUUCUUUAACAAGACAGCGUCCCCCGUUGUUAUGGUCAUAGUCCGCUGACGUUACAUGCAGUUCUCCACAGUUGUUCUCCAAAGCCAGCCUGGUGUUGACACUCAAAAUGAGGAUGAUCACAUUCUUCUUGAUUGGGCUGACGGUCCACGUGGUUUUCUUCCUCUCCAUCUUUGACAUCUACUUCACCUCUCCCCUGGUGCAUGGCAUGAUGCCCCAGUCCACACCGCUGGCACCCCCAGCCUCCAGACUGGUGUUAGUGGUGGCCGAUGGCCUCAGAGCAGACAGUCUCUUCACUCUGCUCCCCAACGGCUCAUCCAGGACUCCAUACCUGAGGAGUAUAAUAGAGGACACAGGUACCUGGGGUGUGUCACAUACGCGAGUGCCUACUGAGUCCCGGCCUGGUCACGUUGCCCUCAUUGCAGGCUUCUAUGAGGAUGUUAGUGCAGUUGCUAAAGGCUGGAAGGAGAAUCCUGUAGAGUUUGACUCUGUGUUUAAUGAGAGCAGACACACCUGGUGCUGGGGCAGCCCUGAUAUCCUGCCUAUGUUUGCCAAAGGUGCCAGUGGAGACCAUGUGUAUACCCACACAUACCCAGCACAGGAGGAGGACUUUGCCUCCACAGAUGCCUCCAGACUGGACACCUGGGUGUUCACUCAAGUCAAAUCUUUCUUUCAGUCAGCGAAGUCUAACUCCACUCUGAAGGCCAGUCUACUCGAGGACAAGAAUGUCUUCUUCCUGCAUCUCCUGGGUAUUGACACUAAUGGACAUGCUCACAGACCAAUGUCACAGGAAUACCUCGACAAUAUUGCUCUAGUAGACACGGGUGUAGCUGAGCUGGUGUCUAUGGUGGAGGACUUCUUCGGUAAUGAUGGCAGAACAGCCUAUGUGUUUACCGCUGAUCAUGGCAUGACAAACUGGGGUUCUCAUGGUGCAGGUCAUCCCUCUGAGACACUCACUCCUUUAGUGGUCUGGGGAGCUGGUGUUCAUAAUGCCCAGAAAGUUACAGAACCCCAACCGUACAAUGAUGGGUACCUACAAGAUUGGAAAUUGGAGCACCUUCGCAGAGUUGAUGUCAAUCAGGCUGACAUUGCUCCACUCAUGGCUUCUCUUAUCGGUGUCCCAAUUCCCGUGAACUCGGUUGGUGUGUUACCGCUUCUCUACCUUAACAACAGUGGCCAGUUCAAGGCAGAGAGCAUGUACACAAAUGCUAUUCAAGUUCUGGAGCAGUUCAAGAUGAAAAUGAGCCAGAAAAAGGACACAACCUUGUCUUUUCUCUUCACCCCAUACCAACUCCUGACUGAGUCAAAACAAGCAGAAUUCACCCGGAAGGCCCGAAUACUGAUUCAGCUGGAGAAGUAUGACGAUGCUAUCUCUCUGUGCCAGUCUCUGAUCUCCUACUCUCUGGAAGGCCUGGUCUACUACCACACCUAUGACAGGUUCUUUCUGGGAUGCAGCGUGGUGCUCGGAUUUGUAGGCUGGACUUCAUAUGUUGUCUUAGUGAUACUGAAGACUCACGCCAGCCUCAAUAGACACCCAAAUCUCACUAAACAGAAUCCCAACCGUAACUUGGCGAGGCUGUGUAUGUGUGUGGCUGUGGUGAUCACUGCAUUCCUGCUUAUCCAGAGGAGCCCCAUUACCUACUAUAUUUACUGUCUGCUGCCCGUCCCUGUAUGGUACUCUGUUCUUAAAGAGUCUGGAACUCUGACAGAUCUGAUUCGAUCAGCUCCAUCUCUGCCACUGUGGAAAUGCUUUUGCUAUUUUGUGCUGGUGGCAUUUGGAAUUGAACUACUGGUGGUGAGUUUCUUUCAUCGCGCCAUGCUGACCGUGGGCCUGGCUGUCCUCUCCCUCUGGCCCCUCCUGUCGGGACUUUAUCACAAGGCCAAGUUUCGUUCACUGAGCUGGUUUCUAGGCUGUCUAUGUUUGGCUGGCUUCCCCCUGAUGCCUGUUGUGGGUAGAGAGCCUAACCUCAGUCUGGUAACCUGUGCAGGUCUGCUCACUCUCUUCACUUCAGCCUGUUACCUCUGGUCAUCACGACAGAGGACGCCGCUGCACCCUAGUGACAGACAGCAGUUUGUCACUCAGAUGCUUCACGUGGCCGUGUGUGCGUACGUGCCAUCCCUCACGCACUCCAGCCUGCAGCAGAAACAGGGCCUACCGCUUCUUAAUCAGAUCAUCAGCUGGAGCACAUUAGUAUCCUCUAUAUUGGUUCCAUUGCUGAGCUCGACGCGUCUUUUUCAUCGACUCCUCAGCAUAUUUCUGUCUCUUACAUCCACAUACCUGCUUCUCAGCACGGGGUCAGAGGCCUUGUUCCCCCCAGUGUUGUCUUGGUUAAUGUUUGUGUGGAUCAACAUUGAACAGGAAGCCUUGCUCGCUCAGGGUGUCUCUGGCAGGCAAGAGUUGUCCACUCUUGACUUCUCUGCAAACAUCGACAUCACCAAGAUCCGCCAACUGAAGCUGGACGACAUCCGAAGAUCAUAUUUUUUUGUAUUUUUUAUAAUAACUGCUUUCUUUGGGACCGGGAACAUAGCAUCUAUUAACAGUUUUGACCCAGCAUCCGUUUACUGUUUCCUCACUGUUUUUAACCCCUUCAUCAUGGGAGGGCUGAUGAUGUGGAAGGUUAUAAUUCCAUUCAUCAUAGUAAUGUGCACAUUUGAGACCAUCCAAGUUGCAACGCAGCUCUCAUCAAGAAGUUUGUUCCUUAUUGUCCUGGUUAUCUCUGACUUGAUGGCUCUGCACUUUUUCUUCUUAGUGCAGGACUAUGGCAGCUGGUUGGACAUUGGCACAAGCAUUAGCCACUAUGUGAUAGUGAUGUCUAUGACCAUCUUCCUGAUGUUGCUCAGUGUCGUCACACACAUUCUCACUUCACAAAGACUCAUCCUGUGGCAAAGACCCAAGAUGCACUUCCCAUAACUAAAUGUGUUUGUGGUUUGAUGUUUGCAUAUGGUGACUAAACCAAAUACUUAGUAUUUAUUUAACUUUUUUACAUAUAUUUCAUGUAGCUGUUGUCUUAUAUUAAAAAUGAGAAACCUUGGUGUAAUGAUAGGAGCUUCAGUAUAAAUAAACUGGACUUGUCUUGUAGGUGUAAAGACAUAUGGGGUAUUAUUUUAGGUCACUGUAUACUAUACAGGACUGUGCUAUACUUUGAAAGGGACAUUUUACAUAGUGGCCUAAGCUUCCACAGUACUGUUUUUUUGUUUGUUUUUUUGUACAAGUAUACUCUGUAUAUGUCUCUGUUUGUAAUGCAUUAUUUUUGCAUUGAUCAUUGAUGACUUUGACUAAGGCUACUUGAAUAUUGGACUGUGAAUUAAGUCUUUGCCAAAGCUGCCGAUUCUAGUGAAGGGUAACUUCAUAACCCUGUUUUGUAAGAAUGUAACACUAAUUCUUGUAAUGCUGCCUGAAUGCAUUGUUGUGUAAAAGGAAAAGCAAUGUUAUUUGAACUGAACUUUGCAACUAGAUAUGUAAAAAUAAAACUGAAGAGGUGAAACUGAAACAUGUGAACUUUAGUCCACUUUUUUGUCAUGUUUGAACAAGCAAAGAUUUGAUCCUUUUUCAUUUCAAACAGCACCUAUUAGUAAAGGUGGUAUACUCGAACAAAUGACACUGAUGAAGAAAAUAGCACACCUUUAGGUACUAGUGUCACCUGUCACCCCCUGCAUUCCAUUUCCCAUGGUUAUCCACAAUUCUGUUAUCUUUAUUUGUUACUGACUGUCUGUCUGAAAUGGAAUGAAGUGGAAAUGUUGGGGUUGUUUCACUGUCUUGGAGCCUGGGCAGCUUGCAGUCAUUGAUUCAACUAUGAAUUCAGCAUCGCAUCAAAGAAUGCUUGAAAACAAAGUGAGGCCAUGUGUCUCUAAGUUGAAGCUGAACCUUUCAACAGAAUAAUGAUCCUAAGCACACUUCAAAAUCCACAAAAGAAUCCCUUGAGAAGAUGAAAUGUAGAGUUUUGGAAUGUCCUCAUCAAGAAAAACAGGUACAAAUACGAAUCCUAUGGAGGCAUUUGAAAUGGGCUGCAUAAAAACCCUCCAACAUCUUGCAGCUUCAGUAAGUUUGCAUUGAAAAGUGGCCAAAAAUGUCAGGAAUUUUAUGUCACACACUUGGUGACACUUGCAAAACUCUUGAUUUAGUUAUUUCUACUACAGGGGGCAAUAGUUCUGAGGCCACUCACUUUUUCCAUAGAAAAAUAUUACACCUAUUAAAAGAUUUUGUCCAGUAAAUGAUUUAGAAAAAUGUUUUUGUGAUGUUUUUGGUGACACUUUUAUCUGUAGAUAAUGUUUCAAAGAAAAUCAAAUGUGUGCUUGUCCAAAUAUGCAAAAAACAAUUUCCAUUUUUUUUUCAAGACUAGCUGUUGUAGUCUGUGUAUGUACACGAGGAGCCAUAGGAAUGUGUUAAACUUAUUAAAACUUUAGAGAAAAUAAAAGAAAUUGUCCUUAAAGCAACUGCAGACCAGAUGCCCUAGAAAACAUCCUGCUGUGGCCCACACUAGAACUGCGGUUGUAUUUGGAAACUCCUUGGUAAAUUUAACUGUUUGAAUGCUGAGAAAAGGUUGCUGCUGAUUGUUCCUUUAAAAAAAACAAAAA